UGCCACAAUUACUCCAUUAUAUUAUAUAAACCACACCAAUCAUUCUACUCAACUACAACACCAUAACCUUGCCUUGCCCUCGAUUGCCGGCAGCUAAACUUUAAUUUCUAUUCUUUCCCUCUCUAUAACAAAGCAGCUAGGCGAAUAAGAAGAAGAAGAAGAAGCUACGUCCAGAAGCAAAUUAAUAAGCUAAGAUGCCUUGCCUUUACAUCUCUACCAACGUCAACCUCGCCGGUGUUGAUGCCGAUCCCAUCUUCUCCGAGGCCACCAAAGCUGUAGCUACCAUCAUCGGAAAACCUGAACAUUUUGUGAUGGUGAUACUGAAGGGAUCGCUGGCAAUAUCUUUUAAUGGGAACAAAGAACCAGCUGCAUAUGCUGAGAUAGUGUCUAUGGGUGGGAUUAACAGAGAGGUGAAGAGAAAUCUGAUUGCUAGUUUAGGCACUAUUCUUGAGAGCAAAUUAUCUAUCCCCAGGACCCGUUUUAAAGUUUUUGACACCACUGGUGGGCGUAACUCCUCUUCCAAAUUAUAAUGGAUUUUUAUUUGCUAAUAGUUGAAUAAACAAUUUCUCCGUGUAUCCUUUUAAAUUUAAGCACGAUUAAUAAUGCUUUUAUUAUGUCUGCAUUUGUCAAUGAUGUAUCUGAUUGGAGUUGGAUUUGUAUUUAACGUACAAAUCAAAUAUAAAAUGCAAAUACCCUUUUUGAUCACUUCA
Messenger RNA from Hevea brasiliensis (rubber tree), 710 nucleotides. RefSeq lists its product as uncharacterized. The record is from RefSeq and is a predicted model, not a curated record. NCBI's taxonomy places the organism in Eukaryota, Viridiplantae, Streptophyta, Magnoliopsida, Malpighiales, Euphorbiaceae. Gene Ontology annotation, molecular function: phenylpyruvate tautomerase activity.